UUCCAGUUACAUGUACUUAGGUGUAUGAGUGAUGGGGAGAAGAGUAUCCUUCAGGCUAACAUCAAUCGUGAUUCAGUGGAGGAUAAAGCAAAGGACCUUUCUAGCUGGACCAAAUCAUUCUUGAAAAAACAUGAAUAUAAGAGAGAACUUGAAAAACAUCACAUAUGGAGAGUGGUAUCAUUUCUUUCUAUGUUGAGGCACUGGUUUUUAAUUUUGUUGACAGUUUUUCUGAACGUUUUUGUACUUGGAAUAUUUCAGAUACCGUCAUACAGCUGUGAAUUUGAUCCCAAUGUCACAGUCAGUGGUUUAUUGCUGAUACCUCGUCCAUGGAACUGUUGGUCUGCAUAUCAAUACGUCAUUCUUUAUUUCUUUGGAGUGAUCCACUUUGUUCUUAGUUUUUGGAUGGUCGUUGAAUACUUUGUCUGUGAGAAACCUAACUUCCUUUAUGAAGUACCUCUCUUUAAAGCUGUUGUGAAUGGAAUUAAGAACUGCAUUAGGAAUGACAUACCUUUAUUGUCCAAGAAGUUCAAGUGGAUUGAUACUAUUAAGGAAUCUGAAGACAGCGAAUGUUUUGAUAUUUAUUUAUUCAGUUUUUCCCCGAUAUACAGAGUGCUGUUUCUACUCUUUUCAUUAUUAAGUAUUGGAACUUUUGGGUACUUUUACUGUCUCUGUCUCCCUUACAUCUUCCUAAAUAUUGAUGUGAUGCAGGAUAUUGUGAAAGCUAUUAGCAGACGUAGUAAACAGCUAUUCCUAAUGGCCUGCUUCAUUCUUUCUCUCCUACUGAUAUAUGCUGUUCUUUCGUUUGCUAUAAUGUCCAGUUUCUUUAAUCCAGGAGAGAACAACCAGUUCUGCACUACACUCUGGGAGUGUUAUAUCACUGUUAUCAGGGAAGGACUGCUUGAUGGCUUUGGAGCUAUUUCAGUUACUCAUGUUGGACAAAAUGGAGCCAAUUUUAAUAUUUAUUUAUGGAGGGCAGUGUUUGAUCUGAUAUUCUUUGUUGUCAUUUCAACCAUUUCCCUUGAAGUCAUAACUGCUAUUCUUGUGGACACAUUCUCUGAACUUAGACAAGAAAAGGACACUGCUGAAAAGGAUCAGAAAAGUGUUUGCUUUGUCUGUGGCAUUGACAAUGAUGACUUUGAGAGGAGAGGAAAGGGUUUUGCUAAACACUACCAUUGUGAUCAUAAUAUCUACAGUUACAUGUACUUUAUACUCCACAUCAAGUCAAUGUCUCCUCAUGAUCACAAUGCCAUUGAGAAGUACGUCAGUGACAAGUUUGAGAAUGAUGACAUAGACUUUUAUCCGUUGCAUAAGGCAAAGGUGUUGGGCGGUCUUGUAUUGAAAAAGAAAGACAUGAAAGGAAUGAUCGAUGAGAUGUUGAUGAACACCUAACAGUCUAUAGCUGAUGAACACCUAAUAGUCAUAUACUAGCUGCUGCUGCUGCUGAAUCUUUUAGAGUAGCUUUUUAUAAAAAUACAUAUUACUAUUAUUAUUACUAAUGCUUCAGUAGUGAUUUAGUUAUUAUAGUUAUAAUCAAUGUGUCUUUGAGUUUUUUGUUAUUUUUUAGUCGAUGGUUCCAUUGGUUCCACUGCUGCUGGGCUAUCAACUAA
Messenger RNA from Amphimedon queenslandica, 1607 nucleotides. Its product is annotated as inositol 1,4,5-trisphosphate receptor type 2-like. Gene Ontology annotation, biological process: calcium ion transport. The record is from RefSeq and is a predicted model, not a curated record. Lineage: Eukaryota; Metazoa; Porifera; Demospongiae; Haplosclerida; Niphatidae. Bases 25 to 1389 code for a protein of 454 amino acids. The transcript is spliced from 11 exons.